Molecule: messenger RNA, 3591 nt
Organism: Leptopilina boulardi
Lineage: Eukaryota; Metazoa; Arthropoda; Insecta; Hymenoptera; Figitidae
Product: golgin subfamily A member 6-like protein 6
Exons: 4
Coding region: 326-3175 (949 amino acids)
Source: RefSeq, a predicted model, not a curated record
CUGUGAAUUAUCAUAGGAGUUUAAAGUUACAAAGUUACGCAGUUGUUGAAGAAGCCGGAACGUUUUCAUUGCGAUCCUAACAAAAAAAAACUAUAAUAAACGAAAGCAAUUAUCAAAUCGUUGGUGAUUAAAAUUAAUCAUAAAGAUUUCUAUUGUACUGAGAGUGACGACAAAACGCACAGGAAGUCUCUUAGUGAGAGAGCUUUGGGCGAUCCAUCUGUCUUAAUUAUUUCAUCGGCUCGAGUUGUAUUUUUUGCGCUAGAAGGCGACCGUCCAGCAGGGCGAUACCAUUUUAUGACUUUUCCUCGACGACAAGAUUGAUACAAUGAACAACAGAAAAAGAAGACGUGAAACACAAUCUUCAAAGGCAACAUCACCCUCGAAUGCAGAACCCACGAAAAAACACAAAAAGAUUGAAAAGUCAUCAUUUCCAAAUGCUGCUUCUUCUCAGUUCCCACCUUCAACGUCCAAACCUAAAGUAUCAAAUACUGCAUCAAAAGACGCGAAAGAAGAAGAUCAAGAACAAAAAUAUUACACCAGAUACAUGUCCUUGAAUGCAAUUCUACCGGAAGGUAACAUUGUCAAAGAAAAAAUCCAGGAUGAUGUUAAUGUUUUGAGUCGACUCAAAAUUGUUUGUAGCAUUUUCUUGGAAUACAUUAUGAAUGCACAUGAUUCGAAAAUAGCUAAGCGUUAUGCUAAAGAGGGGAUUCAGUUCGACAAAAUUAUGGGUUGUUUUAAGAAAAGAACUGUAGCGGCAGAGAAGACUUUUAGGAAAAAGCAUGGCGAGUUAGAUAAAUUAUUCGAAGAUUUUAAAGUAUUACUAAAGGAUGAGAAAACGGAAAUUGAUUCUGAUUUAUUUGAGGAAUUUCAACAAUUACACAAAGGGAAAUCAAAAUGGAAGGAUGAAAAUGAGAAAUACGAAGCAUUCAAUAAAUACAGAAUAGAAAAAUUAACCAAAUUUGAUUGCGCCAACAAAGAGGAUCUUAUUUUACAAGCCUGUCAAGAAAUGAAAAAAGAUAUGGGUGUUCAUAUACACAUAAAUGGACCCAAAAUUCUUGAAAAGUAUUUUAAUUUACUCUUAAUGGAAAAGAAGAACCAAAAUAAUGAUGAAUAUAAAGUAGAGGAUUCAUUCGUAAAAGCAAAUAGUGAUGAAGAGAAGAUUGAGGAAAAUCUCAAAAAUCGGAGAAGACGUAAAAAUUGGAAUAAAAAGAUGAAGAAAAAAAGAAUGGAAAGAAAAAGAACACAUAACAUGGAAGAUCAGAACAAACAACAAAAAAAAGAAAUGACAAGACAACAAUUGAGAAAAGAAAGAAUAUACUUUCAAUUGAUAACACGUAAAGCUGAUCGGAAGGAUGAUUUGAAAAAAAUUAAUGAAGAUUACGACAAAAGAACGUAUAAAGUGAAGAAAAAGACUGAAAUAACGGAAGAAGAAAAAGAAAAGAAGAAAAAAGAGAAGAAGGAAAAAGAGAAGAAGAAAAAAGAGAAGAAGGAAAAAGAGAAGAAGGAAAAAGAGAAGAAGAAAAAAGAAGAGAAAAAGAAAAAAGAGGAGGAGAAGAAGAAAGAACAGGAAAAGAACAAAGAGGAAAAGAAAAAAGAAGAGAAGAAAACAAACGAUGAACCAAAAACGAGAAAUAAACCUUUGACACGAAAAGAACGCAAACAGCAAGUAGAAACACUUGUUAAUCUAUUAAUAGAAGAAAAUCAAUGCACCGAUGAGACAUUGAAAAAAAUUUUAAAAGAAGUACAAGAAGAGUAUGACACUUUCUACGAAAAACUGGAAAAGGAAGAAGAAGAAGAAGAAGAAGAAGAGAAGAAGAAGCAAGAGGAAAUCGAGAAUGAAAAGGGAAAGAAAACAGAAAAAGAAGAAAUUCAAGGACAAAAGAGAAAGAAAGCAGAAGAGAAAAAACAAGUAGAACGAAGAAAGCCUCUUGAUUUUAAGAAUUUGAAAAGCCACUACACAUCGCAUAAAUUGCUGCCGUUCUUCAUGAAAUUACAAAAACAUUUUGUUGAAAACAAAAUAAAAAGUUUUGUUUUAUUUCCCAUUAGACGUUAUGGUAUUCAACAUGCAACGUAUACCAAAACUAUUCUUCUUAGAAACGUGCUACCAUAUGUGCACAAGAAAGAAAAUAUGAAUCCACAGCAAAAAAAAAAUGAAAUAAACAAGAUAAAUAAACUAAAUGGAAAAGAUAAUCAGUUGGAAUACUUGUGGAAUAGAUUGUUUGAUUUUACCGAAUUAAUGAAGAAAAAUAAGAUUAAAAAAUUACCUACUUUGAUGCAAACGGACGGAGUGAAGGUGUCACUAAUUUUCGAUAGGACAGAAACGCAAAAAGAGAUAUUUAAGCAGGAACCGAAAGAAGUAAAAAUAAAAAAGUAUACAAGAUUCGUCGGUCUAGAUCCAGGUCGGAAAGCCAUUGUUGGGGGAGUCAUUCGACGCGGAGAACCGAAAAUGUUAGAGAAAGUUAAAGAUCAAGACGCACCGAUAUAUGUGAAAGCAAAAACUUUUCGUUUUCGUGCCGGAGAGUUUAGAAGGAGAGACAUUUUAAACAGAAAAACGAAAAAAAUGAACGAAAAAUACAAAAAGUUUAUGAAGGAAAACCCUACAUUCAACGUCAACACCAAAGAUCCCAGGCAGUACGAAAAGAUUGCAAAAUUUCGAAUGAAAUUAUUCGAAAUAUUUCAAGAUACUCUGUCAAAGAGAAGCAUCGUCCAACUGAAAUUUAAUAAACUUGUGCUUGUAGAGCGAGAAAAAGAUAGAGUCGUGAAUAAAAUAAUAGGAAAUUUGAAAGAAGAAUCAUGUUUCGUUGGAAUCGGAAAUGAAAAAUUGGCCAAUUUUACAAAAGGACAUGUUUUCACACCUAUUCGACAAAUCCACAAGAAACUGCAAGAGCGGUCAAGACAAGUCGGUGAACAGAAAUUAAAAAUAUUACAUGUUUCCGAGUGGUACACUACACAGAAAUGUAGCACAUGCUGCGGACAGUGUUUCGUAUCAGCAUCUCCAAAACGGUAUUCAUUUUGCCAAAAAUGCAAUAUCACUUGGGAGAGAGAUAUAAACGCUGGCAGGAAUAUAUUGAACUUGGCCCUUAUCAAGGCUAAUUUGAUGGAGAGGACAGAUCUUAAAGAUCCAUCAGUAUUUCCUCAAAUUAGAGAAUCAGCAAACGCGGACAUUUUUAGAUGAUCAUUUUUGCAGCUCAUCUCUUGAUGAGCAUACACGUCAGUGUAUAGAGAAACUAUGUUACUAUCAUAUUGCGUCUAGGACAACAACGAAGCGCCAAUAACUACUCAUAGAGUUGCUCUGUCUACUUUAAUGGCUCAUUAUCUUUGUAAUAUACUAUUGAAAGUAGGACUCGCAUAAGACUAUAUAGCUUUUGUAUAUUUAUUUCCGUGACAAGUGACCUGCGAAUAAAUCUCUAGACGCAUGUAAAAUAUUCACUGACAAUUAUCGGGAAUUUAUAAAGAAUUUUUUAGAAAUUUUAAUUUUUUUGCAUUUUUAUACAAUUUUUUUUUUAUUAUAAAUAUUUAUUUAAUUCAAAUAAAACUUGACUAUUAUUAAAUAAAUAUUUACUUGAACAGAUCAAGUGAAUUAAAAUUCAA